AUUCGCGCGAAAACCAACAAGCCCAUUAACCGACCACAAGCCAAUCGAACACUGAAAUUGAAACCCUAUGCAUUCUACUUAUCAUCCAUCCUAAUUCUCGUCCUUACAAUCUCCUUCAAUUUCCCCAAAACAAACUUCCUCAAAACCCAACUCCUAAAGCACACAUUCUCAUCACACCCCACCACCAUUGUCCAAAACCUGUUCGGCUUUCUUCAUCCAAUUAAAAAACCCCAACAAACCCAGCCGAUAAAUCCCACUCCCAAGCCCCUCAACUGUCUUCUAUGGAUGGCUCCUUUCCUUUCAGGUGGUGGGUACAGUUCAGAAGCUUGGUCUUACAUUUUAUCCCUUGACCAACACUCGAAAAACCCGAUUUUUCGAAUAGCUAUCGAGCAACACGGCGAUCAGGAAUCCUUGGAAUUCUGGGAAGGGUUGCCUGAAUAUGUCAGGAAAUUGGCAAUUGGGCUUUACAACACACGAUGUAGUAUGAAGGACACUGUGGUUAUUUGUCACAGUGAGCCCGGUGCUUGGAACCCGCCAUUGUUCGAAACACUGCCUUGCCCACCAGCUGCUUACCAAAAGUUCAAGUCCGUCAUUGGACGGACCAUGUUUGAAACCGAUAGAGUGAACGCGGAGCACGUGAAGCGCUGUAAUCGGAUGGAUUAUGUUUGGGUUCCUACGCAGUUUCAUGUGUCGAGUUUUGUACAAAGCGGGGUUGAUCCUUCUAAGGUUGUGAAAAUUGUGCAGCCUAUUGAUGUUAAGUUCUUUGAUCCGCUUGCGUAUGAGCCGUUGAAUCUUGCGUCUGUAGGGAAGUUGAUUAUGGGUAAGGCAACGCAGGAUUUGGAAACGAAGAAGAAAUUUGUGUUUAUGAGUGUGUUUAAGUGGGAGUACAGGAAAGGAUGGGAUGUGUUGUUGAAAUCAUAUUUGGAAGAGUUCAGUGAAGCAGAUGGCGUUGCUUUGUAUCUUUUGACAAAUCCUUAUCACUCUGAUAGAGAUUUUGGGAAUAAGAUAGUGGAGUUUGUGGAGAAAUCUGGAAUUGAAAUGCCAGUGACCGGUUGGGCUCCAGUUUAUGUGAUGGACACUCACAUAGCUCAAACUGAUUUGCCGCGAGUGUACAAGGCAGCUGAUGCAUUUGUUCUUCCAUCAAGGGGGGAAGGGUGGGGAAGGCCCCUCGUGGAAGCGAUGGCAAUGUCAUUGCCCGUGAUUGCCACAAAUUGGUCUGGGCCUACGGAGUAUCUGACUGCGGAGAAUAGCUAUCCAUUGCCGGUGGACAGGAUGAGUGAAGUAAUGGAAGGGCCUUUCAGAGGACAUCUCUGGGCAGAACCUUCGGUUAGCAAGCUUCGUGUUCUAAUGAGGCGCGUGGUGAAUAAUGUCGAGGAAGCCAAGGUAAAAGGGAAAAAAGCAAGAGAAGACAUGAUCAAAAGGUUCUCUCCUGAGAUUGUUGCAGAUAUCGUUACAAAACAUGUACAACAUAUACUUCAGAAGGUGAAUCGGUAGGAUGGCAUGAACAACGAGUCUAUAUUGCUUCUUGUGCUUGAAAUGGGGCUUACAAAUGGCUUUGUCGAAUCUGUUGGCAUGAACAACGAGUCUACAUUUUCAAGGCGUCGUUCGGAGGUAGUCGGAUGCUAUGAGGAGUCAGAAGUAUUUUUAUUGCAAGUGAUUUUACUGUAUUUGAAUGGUGCUACGGUGUAUGGAUUACUAGUUACAAAUUUACAAUUUGCUUGUUACAUGGGA
Pyrus x bretschneideri (Chinese white pear) is the source of this 1731-nucleotide messenger RNA. RefSeq lists its product as uncharacterized. The record is from RefSeq and is a predicted model, not a curated record. The annotation marks the transcript as partial. Lineage: Eukaryota; Viridiplantae; Streptophyta; Magnoliopsida; Rosales; Rosaceae. The transcript has a single exon.